AUGUCACUAUCUCACAUAUCGCUAAGGCUAGACUUAAAAGAAAAGGCCGAAACAAAGAUAAGGAAGCAUGACAUGGAUCCCUACAAGCACCGGCCAUCCAGCGCUUUCAAUUCUCCCUUCUGGACUACAAAUUCUGGUGCUCCUGUUUGGAACAACAACAGCUCUUUAACUGUUGGAGUUAGAGGUCCAAUUCUCCUCGAGGAUUAUCAUCUUGUGGAAAAGCUAGCAAACUUCGACAGGGAGCGGAUCCCAGAACGUGUUGUCCAUGCCAGGGGAGCUAGUGCAAAGGGUUUCUUUGAGGUCACACAUGAUGUUUCUCACCUGACAUGUGCAGAUUUCCUUCGAGCUCCUGGAGUUCAGACACCAGUAAUUGUCCGUUUUUCAACUGUCAUUCAUGAGCGUGGUAGCCCUGAAACUUUGAGGGACCCUCGAGGUUUUGCUGUGAAAUUUUACACCAGAGAGGGUAACUUUGACCUUGUUGGAAACAACCUUCCCGUCUUCUUUAUACAUGACGGCAUGAAGUUUCCAGAUCUGAUCCAUGCUCUUAAACCCAAUCCUAAGAACCACAUCCAGGAGAAUUGGAGGAUCGUUGACUUCUUCUCUCACUUUCCAGAAAGCCUUCACAUGUUCACCUUUUUAUUCGAUGAUUUGGGUGUUCCACAAGAUUAUAGGCAUAUGGAUGGUUUUGGAGUUAACACAUAUACCCUGAUCAACAAGGCUGGGAAAGCACUGUAUGUGAAAUUUCACUGGAAGACCGUGAGUGGUGUGAAGUGUCUAUUGGAGGAAGAGGCCAUUAAGGUGGGAGGAGCUAACCAUAGCCAUGCCACUCAAGACCUUCAUGAUUCAAUUGCUGCUGGUAACUAUCCUGAGUGGAAACUAUUCAUUCAGACAAUAGAUCCUGAGCACGAAGACAAGUUUGACUUUGACCCUCUUGAUGUAACCAAGACUUGGCCUGAGGACAUUAUACCCUUGCAACCUGUUGGUCGCUUGGUCCUGAAUAAAAACAUUGAUAACUUUUUUGCUGAGAAUGAGCAACUUGCAUUUUGCCCUGCGAUUGUGGUUCCUGGUAUAUAUUACUCAGAUGAUAAGAUGCUUCAAACCAGGAUAUUCUCUUAUGCUGAUACACAGAGGCACAGACUUGGACCAAACUAUCUGCAACUUCCUGCUAAUGCUCCCAAGUGUACUCACCACAACAAUCACCAUGACGGUUUCAUGAAUUUCAUGCACAGGGAUGAGGAGGUCAAUUACUUCCCUUCAAGGUAUGACUCCGUUCGUCAUGCAGAAAGGUUCCCAAUACCUCCUGCUAUCUGCUCUGGAAGGCGUGAAAAGCGUGUAAUUGAAAAGGAGAACAACUUCAAGCAGCCCGGAGAGAGAUUCCGAUCUUGGGCACCAGACAGGCAAGAUAGAUUUAUCCGCCGAUGGGUUGAUGCUUUAUCUGAUCCACGUGUCACCCACGAAAUCCGCAGUGUCUGGAUAUCAUACUGGUCUCAGGCUGACCGUUCUCUAGGCCAAAAGAUAGCAUCUCAUCUGAACAUGAGGCCAAAUAUUUAA
Messenger RNA from Sphenostylis stenocarpa, 1551 nucleotides. The record is from the annotation of a GenBank genome assembly. NCBI's taxonomy places the organism in Eukaryota, Viridiplantae, Streptophyta, Magnoliopsida, Fabales, Fabaceae.